CCGGCGCUUCCGGUGCUCCGCCCCACGCUGGCCUGGGCGGCUGGCAGAGCGGCCGCAUGCGCAGCCGGCUGGGCUUCGGGUAGCCCGCGUACCUCGCACACGGGCCUGCGAGCGGCUUGGGCGCGACCGGAAGCGGCAGCAUGCUAAUCCCAUUUUCCAUGAAGAAUUGCUUCCAGUUACUUUGUAAUCUCAAGGCCCCAGCAGCUGGCUUUAAAAACACAGUUAAAAGUGGACUCAUUUUACAGUCGAUAUCCAAUGACGUUUACCACAAUCUGGCUGUAGAAGACUGGAUCCACGACCAUAUGAAUUUAGAAGGCAAGCCAGUCCUUUUCUUGUGGAGGAAUUCUCCCACUGUGGUAAUUGGUCGGCAUCAGAACCCUUGGCAGGAAUGUAACCUGAAUCUGAUGAGAGAAGAAGGUGUGAAACUGGCUCGGAGGAGAAGUGGAGGAGGGACAGUCUACCAUGAUAUGGGUAACAUCAACUUGACUUUUUUUACAACCAAGAAAAAGUAUGAUAGGAUGGAGAAUCUAAAAUUAGUUGUGAGAGCCUUGAAGGCUGUCCACCCACACCUGGACGUGCAGGCUACUGAAAGAUUUGACCUUUUACUUGAUGGACAGUUUAAAAUCUCAGGAACAGCUUCCAAGAUUGGCCACAAUGCAGCUUAUCACCACUGCACUUUGCUAUGCGGUACUGACGGGACCUUCUUAUCAUCUUUGCUGAAGAGCCCUUACCAAGGGAUCAGGAGCAAUGCCACUGCCAGCACACCUGCCUUAGUGAAAAACCUUAUGGAAAAAGAUCCCACUCUGACCUGUGAAGUAGUGAUAAAUGCUGUUGCCACAGAGUAUGCUACUUCUCAUCAAAUCGAUAAUCACAUUCACCUAAUAAACCCAACAGACGAGACAGUGUUUCCUGGAAUAAACAGCAAAGCCAUAGAACUACAGACCUGGGAAUGGAUAUAUGGCAAAACUCCGAAGUUCAGUGUAGAUACUUCCUUCACUGUGUUACAUGAACAGUCACACGUGGACAUUAAAGUAUUCAUAGAUGUCAAGAAUGGGAGAAUUGAAGUCUGUAAUAUUGAAGCACCUGAUCAUUGGUUGCCACUGGAAAUAUGUGACCAGUUAAAUUCAAGUCUUAUUGGUAGUAAGUUUUCCCCAAUUGAAACGACAGUGCUAACAAGUAUAUUACAUAGAACAUACCCAGGGGAUGAUGAGCUACACAGUAAAUGGAAUAUUCUGUGUGAAAAAAUUAAGGGAAUAAUGUGAUUCCAAGUAAAUUUCUUAACGUUGACAGUUUUGAUGAGAAAAUUAAAAUGUUUACAGUGCAUUUUUUUAAAAACUUCA
Messenger RNA from Bubalus bubalis (water buffalo), 1340 nucleotides. It is a transcript of the gene LIPT1, whose product is annotated as lipoyltransferase 1. The record is from RefSeq and is a predicted model, not a curated record. Gene Ontology annotation, biological process: protein lipoylation. Gene Ontology annotation, cellular component: mitochondrion; cytoplasm. The transcript is spliced from 2 exons. Bases 141 to 1262 code for a protein of 373 amino acids. Gene Ontology annotation, molecular function: lipoyltransferase activity. Lineage: Eukaryota; Metazoa; Chordata; Mammalia; Artiodactyla; Bovidae.